Macrobrachium nipponense is the source of this 967-nucleotide messenger RNA. RefSeq lists its product as uncharacterized. Lineage: Eukaryota; Metazoa; Arthropoda; Malacostraca; Decapoda; Palaemonidae. Bases 119 to 616 code for a protein of 165 amino acids. The transcript has 4 exons. The record is from RefSeq and is a predicted model, not a curated record.
GUUGUUAUGACGGAGAAGAGUACUAUAUAAAGGUAGACGAUCGAGAUGCAGGUCAGAACGCUCCUGGGUCUUGCUUCCGAAACCGAGGGAUCCAUCUGAUAAAUAUCCAGUGACAACCAUGGCGCUUACAUUGACAGUCGGUACUGGCGCCGCUGUGGCUGCCGGUGUAGCUGCCGCUGCCGCAGGAGCCGUCGGUCUAGGCCUGUUAGGCGCUGCCGCCCUGUCCCGCAGGGGAGGCGGAAGAAGGUUCGGCAGAAGGGGCGGCAGGAACAGGUUUGGCCGACAAGCUCAGAAACAGGUGGAGGAAUCGAAAGCCCUGGAGAGGGCGUUGGAUCUCAUCCGCCAGCAGGAUGUCACUGGGUGUGGGAUGCGCCUCGUGUGCGAAUUAGCAGGACUUCGGGAGGAGAAUCUCACUGAGGAGGAAAAGGCGAUUCUGGAUAUUGUGGAACCUAGGCCUAAAGCUGGAGAGGGCGUGCUGCCAUCUAGCAGCGGGGCUGUGGACUACAAGAUCGCUAAAGAACUGGGCCACAGGCAUGCUGAUUGCAGCCUGACAUUCCCCCUUUGCUCGUUCAAUGGAACUCAGCUCAUGAAUAUUGUCGACGGAUACCUUCCUUAGGAAUUCCGAGGCGAAGAACGACUACUCUGAUUGAGAGGCUGAUUAUUUUUAGGCGAGAAAAACUACGAAAACUGAUAGUGAUACAAUGAUAGUCUCUCAGUCUUGGUUGUACGUGAAUUCAGUUUGCCUUUGCUUCCCAGAUGGGUACAGAGUUUGUACAUUAGUUGCUUUUCUUUUAGAAAUUCACUUAUAUUUAAGCAAAUAACUUGUAUAUUUUUACAAAAUAAAAUAUUCGGAUUUUUUUCACUUUCUUGUAAAUAUUCAAAUUUCCGUGGAUUUUUUUUCAAACAAAUAGAUUGUACUUAAUUUUGUGAAAUAUUUACUUCUCGAACAAUAAACACUUUGAGGAAC